CUUACUUGGACCCCACCAUUUUUGUUGUCAUUUUGUCAUACGCACAUAGACACCUUACUGUAUAUAAAUAGAAAUAAGGACAACAACAAUGAGAGAUUUUCUUUUGGAUCAUCAUCAUUUUGAGCAAAGAAAGGAUGCCAUUUUCUCUUCUUCUUGGAUAAAAUAGCGUGAUUUUUUUUCUGGAUAGCAUACAAAAAAUGGCACGCACACAUACACACAUAGAAUAAAGGGAGAUUAAGAGAGACAGAAAUCGAGAGAAGGAGGGAGAGAGAAUCGAAAAAAAAAAAGGAGAGGGUUACAGCUCCGGCGAGUUUCGCCUGAGGGCCGUCGGAGUUCGAUCCCGUUCGUUGGAUAUUGCUGCUGCCUGAGUUCUCCGGAUCGCCAGUGACACCACAAUAACAAAUCCGCUCCAAUCUGAACAAACCCCAAUGGAGCAGUAAUUGGGUGCACGAAUUGGUACGGGUCUCUCGUUGUUUCUAGAUUUUUGUUUUAGGUUGACGAAAACAGAGUGCGGGGUGAGAUUCGGGAAUCUGAUUUUGAUAUUCGAGGUCGAGAUCUGAUUUGGAGUUCGUGUUGAGGUUCGGUUUGAGGUUCCGAUGCGGAUUUCAUUUCGUUUAAUUGAAUAACAUUUGAAAGCGGCAUUGAGUUAGCUUAAGGUGGUUGAUUUGUGGCAUUUUGGCUGGUCCUCCGUAUUGCACCAAGUCACCGAGAAAGUUAUGGCCAACAAAGAUAUCGAGUUUGUUGUCACUAAUCAGAUAGGGAGUUCGGAAAAUGAGAAUUUAGGAGCUAAUGAAGAGAUUUGGAAAUUAAGGCAACAAAUGAUAGAAAUGCAUCAAGCUUAGGCUAAUGGAUUGCUGCCUCCUCCAGUUUUCACUGAUAAUCUGGAAUAUCUUUCUAGCUUACCUCCCAUGUCACAUGCACAUUUUCCUAUUUUGGUUGACACGUCACAACAUGCAUCAGGACCAACUCCGGGGCAACAGUAUCCAAACACUUUCAAUAUUCAUUUUCUCACUCCCCAAUCCAAGACUACCACAUACUCGACUCCACCUGUUGUUUAUGUUUUUGCGGCGCCACCCCCACAUGAAGCUCUUACUUUUGAAGUUCAUCCACAAGUUGUGCCUCCUUACUCUAUAAGAGAGACUGCAUUGAAUAUUAUUGGUGAUCAGCGUUACACUUUUGAGCCUACAUAUAAGUUGACUGGUCUUUACGGUAACACUCAGCCGCCUGAAUUUCCUUCUAUCACUGAGAAACCUGUAAUGACAGAAGAACAAGAGGAAAUGACCAGAAAAUUAAGUAGUUUGGAACUGACUAUGAAGAACUUGCAAGGACUUGGGGGUUAUAAAAGUGUCUCAUAUAAAGACUUAUGCAUUUUUUCAGGUAUCAACCUUCCUCCUGGCUUUAAAAUGUCAAAGUUUGGGAAAUAUGAUGGACAGGGGGACCCAGUGGCACAUUUAAGGCGCUAUUGUAACCAAUUAAGAUGCACUGGAGAGAAGGAAGAACUACUUAUGGCUUAUUUCGGGGAGAUUUUUUCAGGCUUAGCUUUGAAAUGGUUUGUUGACCAAGACAUUGACAAGUGGAUUAGUUGGGAUGACCCAGCUAAUGAAUUUGUGCAACAAUUUUAAUACAAUAUGGAGUUGAUCCCUGAUGAAAAAUCCCUAACUAGUAUAAAAAAGAAGAAUACUGAAAGUUUCAGCGAGUAUGCGAUCAGAUGACGUGAACAAGCUGCUAGAGUAAAACUGCCAAUAAAGAAAAGCAAAAUAGUGGAGGUAUUUAUUCAAGCGCAGGACGAAACAUAUUAUCAACACUUGCUACCUACAUUAGGCAAACUAUUCAUUGAGGUCCUUAAAAUAGGGGAGAUGAUAGAAGAGGGAAUUAAGACUGGUCGUAUUGUGAGUUUUGCAACAUUAAAAGUGACUACUCAAGCAAUUCAAAAGGGGUCAGAAAGUGUUGGAGGGAAAAAGAAUAAGGAAGAUGCAUCUUCUAUUGUAGUUGAACAGCAGGAAAGGUCAAGAAGACCCUGUCGUCGUCACUCUCAAGCUCAAACCCAAGUUCAUGUCCAAGCUUUAUAUAAUCGCACCCAAAAUCGAUUAUACUGUGUUUCUUCACAUCCAUAUCCGGUGUAUAAUGCACAACCACAUGUUCAACCUCCAUCUUACCCACAAUGGCAUACCCCAACGCCCCAGAGUCAUCCUUUAAAUCCACAAACAUACCAAAGCCCUUCUAGGCCAGAUUUGCUAUCCUAGCCAAACAAUGAAAUGAGGCAGAAGUCAAGAGACAGCUUCACACCAAUUGGAGAGUCGUAUGCCAGUUUAUUUCAGAGAUUGGUACAGGAGGGCAUGAUCACUCCUCUCCUUGGGCACACUCUUAAUCGACGUUCAAGAAAUUUUGAUCCUAACGCACGAUGUGUGUAUCAUUCGGAUGCUCAGGGUCAUAGUAUUGAAGAUUGUCGAGAUUUAAAA
Messenger RNA from Capsicum annuum, 2459 nucleotides. RefSeq lists its product as uncharacterized. Bases 909 to 1622 code for a protein of 237 amino acids. The transcript has 2 exons. The record is from RefSeq and is a predicted model, not a curated record. NCBI's taxonomy places the organism in Eukaryota, Viridiplantae, Streptophyta, Magnoliopsida, Solanales, Solanaceae.